UUCUAACUAUUUCUUAUAAAUUUUUGAAGUUCCGCGGUGUUUCGGCAUGUUCCGGUGUUCCGGCACGUUCUGGAAUGUUCUGGUGUUCAGGCACGUUCCGGUUUUUCGAUGUUCCAGUGUUCCAGUGUUCCAGUGUUCCUGUAUUUUUUUAUUUUAGCGGAUGAUCUGUAAAACAAUCCCGACUAUCCCUUGCAAAUUGAGAUCACCUGUCAAAACAUCUCCCUUCUCGAGAAUGGCGCGUGAGAUUUUCUCGAAAAAGUAAUGUAAAAAAUUUGGUAUUGUUCUUUUGGUGGACGGCAUCGCGGGCAAAAAGAAAUACUUCCUUCAUUCGGGUGUCCUUCGUUCCCUCUAUUAACUCUGGUUUGAACAAACGCGUUGUCAUUGCAAUUUUGAAACAGGCUUUCAGUCUGGGAAUACCAGUACAUGCCACAGGAGUAAAAACAAGGACUGCUGAUUAAAUGCAACCAUGGAAGUGGAAGAAAAAAACACAAAAACAGAGGCAAGUGGAGGCCCCCAUUUGCUUGUUGGUUAUGACAAGCUGUUGUACAUGUCUAAGUUACAAGGUAUCCAUAGCGAGGAUGAGUGUGAAAAUCAAGACAUUCAUACCAAAGGUACUCAUCUUCAAACAGAACACUUAAUAACAAUGAAGAGAGAAGUCAUUGAAAUAUUAAGUUCUUGUGAGGGAAACUGCUUGAAGCUCUCCCAGUUUAAAAGCAGGUAUAACAGGCAUUUUGGAAGAAAAUUCAAUGAAUUUUAUAUGCUGUCAGGUAAAGUUGAGGAAUUCACCAAUCUCAUGGCUCAGUUAGAUAUCAUUGAAUUUGACCAAAAAGGUUCAAGACCUGUCAUGAAACUUAAAGAACCAAAUGCAAGCCAGUUCAUGUUGAGUAUGGGUUUGAAUGUGGCUGGAUCAGAGCAUAGUCGUGCUACUGAUGUGGGAAGAAGAGAGACUUUGAGACCAAGGUUUGUGAAAAAAAGAGAGAGAAUGGGGUCAAGGUUCCAGUGCCAAAACACCAGUGCUGAUGCCAUUGAUCAGUUAACAAGACUGAAGAAAGAUAUCGUGGAUAUGUUGAGGUCCUGUGAGGGAAACUGCUUGUAUCUCUCCCAGCUUCAGGAACAGUAUGGGAAAACAUUUAGACAAGGGUUUUUUAGUUCCCACAGAGAGCUGUUGAGGGGAAAAAGUCUCGCACAAUUUCUGCAAGAGUUAGACAUCGUUGAACUAGAAGAAGGUGAAAAAGGUGCCAAGCGUUAUUUGAUGAAGCUGAAAGAGCCACAUGCGAGUCAGUUUAUGCUUAACAUGGGUUUUGACAAUGCAGAAAAACCUAAUUCAUUUGCGAAAAAAAAUCCUGAAGGUGCAGAGAAUCAAGAAGGGCCAAAGUCCCAGAAUACUGAAAUUGAUUCUGGUCAUUUCUCAGAGAAGUUGACAACAUUAAAGAAAGAUAUUGUACAUUUGCUUAAAUCUUGCAAGGGAAAUUGCUUGUAUCUCUCAGAACUUCAUGAUAAGUAUUGGCAAACAUUUAGAAGAGGAUUCCAUCGUACCUUCAAAGUACUGUUUAAAGGAAAAGCUCUUUCGCAAUUCUUAUCAGAAUUAGAUGACAUUGAAUUAGAACAUACUGGUGAAAAAGGUGAGAAGAAAUUUCUAAUGAAGCUGAAAGAACCCCAUGCAAGCUUGCCCAUGCAGAGAAUGAGUUUGGAUGCAGCAGAAGAGCUUGAUUCCAGUUCUACCUUUGAGUAUCAGCAGGAUGAAUUUGAUUUCAAAGUACCAACCAAAUCACACACACCAGCCACUCUAGCAGGGAAUUUGGCAGUUGCUGCAAGCCCAAGUAUUGACAGAGUCUUUGCUGUUCCACUAGCUCCUUUGGAUAAAAAUGUUUUGGAUCCAGUAGUUCAAUCUCCAGCUCCUACAAGUACCUUCCAGGCUUCUCCUCCCUUGGUGUUGUCACCCUCUUUAAUGCAAGAUCCUAGUCCUGUAACCAAUACACAUGAAGAAUUAGACAUCGUUGACUUGGAAGAAACAGGCGAAGAAGAUGCCAAGAAAUACCUUAUGAAGGUUAAAGAACCUCAUACAAGUCAGGUCAAUUUGAGCACAGGUUUGAACGUGGGUGGAGAGCUUACUUACAAUGCUGAGGAGAGAUGUCAGCCAAAAGAACCAGAUUCCUAUGUAUUACCUGAAUCCCACAGGCCACUCACUGAAGGAAAGAAGGCAGCAGUUGUUUCAAGUCCAGAUUUUGGUUGUUCCCAUUUUGUAGCACCUGCUUCAGAUCUGUUAGAUGAAAUCACAGUGGAUGUGAGAGAAAAAUCACUGUCACCACUAGGUCCUACAACUACUGCCUUGGCUACUUCACCUUUGCAUAUGUUACCACCUUCCUCAUCAAGUGUUAGUGUGGCUACAAAUAUAGGGUUUGAUCCAACAACAACAGCCAAUAAAACUCCUGCAAAGGCUGUACUUUCCAACAUUGAGAUAAUGGAACAGGAAGUACAAGGCAAACAACCACUCCCUACUGGAGGUCCUCCUCAAGGGAUACCAGUCUUUCACCCUCCGUUGGAUCAAAAGUGUCCACAAAUCCAAGGCAUUUGUCUAGAUGCUGAUGAGGACUUAACAAAACUGAAACGAGAUAUUAUCGAAAUUUUGCGUUCUUGUGAGGGAAAUUGCUUGUAUCUCGACAAAUUUAAGACGACAUACCGGAAUCGGUUUGGGAAGACAUUCGAUAAGUGCUAUCCAUGGGCAAAACACAAAAAAGUCCUUCGGGCUCUAAUGCCAGGGUUAGACAUCAUUGACCUUGAACAAUUGAAAUUGGCUACCAAAGGUCGAACAAAGUGGAUAAUGAAGCUGAAAGAACCACAUGCAAGCCAGUUCGUGAUGAGAAUGAGUCUAAGAACCACAGAAGAGCUUAGUCCUCGCGGUUAUGAAGCUGGCCAUCAACUGGAAGAAUUUGAUUCCAAAGUUCCAACAGAGUCAUAUGAAUCACUCACUGGGGGAAAAAACUCAGCCGCUGUCUUAAGUCCAGAUGCUGGACGUGUGCUACUUGUCCCAUCUCCAUCGCAACUCAGCGAUAGGUCAUCAUCAUCGCCGCAACUAAAUACCGAAGCAUGCAGCAUAGACGGAAAGGUAGAGCCACCAUCUCCUCUUCCUGGAGUGAACCAGGCUGGCCAACGAGAUCUUCCAUCUGAUUUUCACUAUGAUCCUUUGGCUGGCCUAAAGAAAGAGAUUGUCGAAAUUCUAAGUUCUUGUGAAGGCCAUUGGCUUAACAUUGCUCAAUUUGGUCGCAAGUACAAGGAAAGAUUUGGAAGGAGAUUUAAGGGGCCACACGGAAAAAAGCUGAAGGCUUUGAUGUAUCAGCUAGAUGAUAUUAUUCUUGUGGAGGAACCGUCAUAUGGACUUUUUAUUAUGAAACUUAAAGUAACAAGUUUACACAACCAGGCUUCAAGUAUAGAUUUGGGUCAAACACGACCGCUAGAUUCUCAUGGUGACACCAGAUUGCAACAGAACGAGUUAUUAUCACUGCAGUUGUCGGAGUCGCCAACUGAAGGAGAGAAAUCAGCUGUUGCUGCCGGUGUUACUAAUGCGAUGACUCUCCCUCCCACCUCGGCAGGCAAAGAACUCGAAGUGAAAUUGCCAACAGACGUAGAGGUUAAAUCGGUUCUGCUUCCUUCUGAAAAAGCGCGAAUUCGAGAAGUUGGUACACCGGGUCCUUUUGAGAACUCAAUUUGCAAUGCCCAUAAUGUGAUGAAUACCAUAACGAGCAGCGAAAAAUCAGCCGUAGGGACUGUUUCUUCACAUAAAGUUAACAAGGGCGCGGAAGAAAUAAUCACCUCUUUGUCGGAAGAAGAUCGCUUUGUUGGCCUUGAAGAAGUAAAAGCCAGGCUCUGUAGAGAUUUUGAAAAGUCAAGUCUUUCUGAUUUGGGGUUCAAAUCAGACAAGGACAUCCCCGCUCUAAAGAACUUGAUCGAAAUGCAGGCAAAAGUCAACUUAUUCGUCCAUGCUUACGUCACGUUUAACAGUAUAACAACCUUGUACGAAUUAAACCAAAGCCUUGCUGACUUGGGAUCCAAAUCAGACUUCGAACAACUCCGAUUAGGCCCUCUACUGAAACAACCCGUGGUGUAUCACAUGUUUAAAGCUCCCCAGAAUCUUACUGCUAUACCUCAAGUGACGACAGUUCAGAUUAUAAAGUACUUGAACAAGUACAUGUCAAAGACGACAGGACCGCUGCAUUUAGAGAAAUUCCUGGAGUAUCUUUGUGAGCAGUACAAGUGUAACACUCCUUACGAGCUUGGGGUCAGGAUACAAAGUCUUGGACUGGCUGUUGCGGUGAUUAAAAAGGCGAAACAGCUCAAGACUAAGAGGUUGGGAGUUAUAAGAGAAGAAAUUUCAAUCGAGAUGGAGGAAGAAAUACAGAGACACUUGCGUAAAAUCAAGAAAGAUCUUCUCGGGCAAGAACUUGGUGAUUUAAGGAGUUGUGUAAUGAAAUUUCUUGACAAAUCUCCGACAGAUAUACUGAAGGCGGUAUUCGAGUGUUGCUUGGAAAUGUUUGACGAAAAUCGUCAGGGAAAGGUGAUGACCUUUCUGACUAUGCUUACCAAGCAUGCACUUGGGAGGCGAUUAUUUCAGCUGGCACUGUGUGUUAGUUGUAAGCCUUUACUGGGAGAGGCUGUGGAAGCACUGGUUAACAAUAGAAUUAACACGGAAGUUGCCAGUCGUAAAGCAAAUCACGAGGAAACAAGGAUAAGACCUGUCCCACCCAGUGAAGGUGCUGUUCUCCGUGAAGUCAAGGAGUGGAUAAAGUGUGCCGAACACGCUGACCCAACGACGCUGGCAAGAAUUGAGGCGAAUGUCGUGAACAAAUUCCCAGGAUUUACCGGUUUUGAAGAAUUUGGUUAUGGCUCUUUUCUGAAGUUUUUAACAAAACACAAGGAACUAAUGGAAGCCACAGAAGAGGUUGGCGGGAUGCCCCAGUCUGGAAGAAAAGGAGCCAGGCUUGGUUAUCAAGUGUCGCUUAAUAGUGUCUUGGAUUUUAUAUCUCAGUGUGGGACUCAAACCUCUAUAGAAUCUAUUGAACGUGAAUUGUGCAGUUACUACGAUGUUAACAAAGUGACGGAUCUUGGAUUUGGAUCUUGUUCGUGCUUACUGGAAAAAGCUGUGGAGCGAAGAGUGAAAACUAUUACGACAGUUUACGAAGCCGCUCUCCUGCGUCACGGCUGCGGCGCGUUCGAUGAAGAUAGCACCAGGUUUAAUAGUGGCUGUGCUCUAGGUUAUAAGAGUAAACAGGAAGCUUUGGAGGCCAUACAAAGCACUCCGCUCCUCGACGAUGUUUCUCUCUGGACUCACUGGGAUGAUGUAUUUGGCGGCGAAGUCUCUGAACUUGGCGACUUGAAGUCAUUUUUGGAGAAUGAAGGAAUUUUGUGGGGCGCUGGAAAGUCAUUAUCAGAGGGCCACAGUUCCGUAGUCGUUAUGGAAACUAAUCCUGGUGUACUCCUAAGAGUAACCACCCACACGUCCGCGGAAACAUUCAGGGAAUGUGUAUUUCGUGGAGAUGUGAUUGGAGCGGCUGGUCAUUUGGUUUCCAUAGUGAUAGUGAAUGGUGGUGUGGCUAACACUCCUGUCGCUCUUUUAGCCAAUUACGUACAUUUUUCUUUAGCCUCGAUGGGUGCUGACGAUGAGGGGGACUGUGAUCAACGUCCUACCUUUGUUCUUGAAUGUCUGAAUCGUAUGCCUCUCAGAUUGGCACGGGUAAUUGGGACGAAGGUUUUCCUUGAGCCUUUUAAAAAGUUGGUUGGCUCAGCAAGAGCGGCGUCAGUGCUGCUUUCAAGCUGUUCUACUCAGUCGCAACGUAACCGUCUUCACAAGCUGGGAAUUGCCUGUGGCAUAAGUCAGUGGAUAGAGGACUUCCAGAAUAGAGUUUCGCCCGACAAAGGGAACAUUGAGGGUUUCCUCUCUAGUGAGCACUGCAAUGACGAAAGCAGGGGAACGAUUGCCGCUGUUACGCCCGUGGCAUCUUCUAACUCAAUGGUGUCGCAACAAGCAGAGACCUCUGCUGAACUUGAACCAAUCUUCUCACGAGCACGCAGUUUUGAUGAAAAGGAUGGGAACGAAGCAGCAAUUUCAGACACCAAGGAUGGAUUGUCAAUAUCACCUUCUACACCUUGUGCACGUAUCAGGGAAUGCAGAGCGAUAAUUGAACAAAUUCGCCGCGAGGAUUUUGGAAUCGGUCUGGAACUCGGAAAAGAAGAGGCCAAACUUGUCCAGCGACAACGCGAGAGAGAAGGUCGUGGCUUACACCGUCUUUCCUCAGAACUUUAUGCUAGGGACACCCACUUUGUGUUGGAGCUCGUUCAGAAUGCAGACGAUAAUUCCUAUCCUGAAGUGUGCUGUGGACCAGGAUUCCCGUCCAUUGUAUUUGUCCUCGAGCGCGAUAAGAUAGUGGUACUGAACAACGAGGUUGGGUUUAUCGAGAAAAAUAUUCGCGCGUUAUGUGAUGUGGGCAGAAGUACCAAAGGGGCGCAUCGCUAUGGAUAUAUCGGAAAAAAAGGCAUCGGGUUCAAGUCGGUAUUCCGGGUUAGUGAUAGCCCCGAAAUCCACUCUAAUGGAUAUCAUAUUCGCUUUGACGCCAAAAGCGGUCCUACUGGUUAUAUCGUCCCUGAAUGGAUUGGGGACAGUUGUUCAGAGGAACCAAAUGAUGUACAUGUCAAAGAAGGAAUGAAAGUCAUGGAAAAGAUGGGUAAAGAUGGUGAAGAGAGCAACAUUGGUGGAAACAUGAACAGCUGGCCAACCUGUAUCGUUCUGCCAUUAAAAGAUGAACAUAAAGGGAACGAGAAGUCUUCACUCACUGCCGGAUUACACGAUGUUCACCCAUCUUUACUGCUGUUCUUGCAUCGUUUGAAGGGAAUCUUUAUAUACGACGAGGUAAACAAGAGUCUCCUCAAAAUGAUAAGACGAGACUUAGGAGAUAAUGUCAUGGAGGUUCUCCACAACAAAGGCACGGAGCGUUGGCUUGUUGUCAAGAAACAGCUUGAGGCUACUAAAAGGAAAGUAGACGUAGGGAUAACUGAGUUGGCGCUAGCUUUUCCUUUGAUUGGUGACCCAGGCAGUACAUCAAGACAUCGGGCAUUACCACCACAGAAUGUGUUUGCGUAUCUCCCACUCAGAAACUAUGGUUUUCGAUUCAUCAUUCAAGGUGACUUUGAGGUUCCGUCGUCCAGAGAAGAUGUAGACAGUGAUAAAUCCUGGAAUCAGUGGCUGAGAGAGGAAAUUCCCCAACUUUUUAUUGACGCUAUGUCAGUAUUUAUGGAACAUUCUUCUUUUUGUGGCCUUUCGUCGUUGGUUACGUAUUUUCAAUUUGUACCUCUUGAGGAAGAAAUUCUCGACUUCUUUACACCGGUUGCUCGCCUUAUUUUAACACUCCUUCAAGGGAAAUCUUGUAUCCCAGUUAAGAGCUCCUGCAGUGAAACUGAGCAGCCGAACGGAGGUCACAGUGGAAAGAGCUUCGAUUUAGUUCUCCCUUCUCAGGCCAUUGUUUGCGAAGACAGCGUCAUACAAGAGCUUAUACCCUCUACUCUUCUGGAGGAGCACUUAGGAUUGCGUUACCUUCACCCGGAAAUGGUUCCAGCGCUAAACCCGACUUUGAGAUCUCGUCUUGGAAUUGAGACUUUGUCCAGCAGGCACUUGAUAGAUAUUGCAAAAGCGGAAGUAAAGAAAACUUCAAAAGGUGCAUCGCAUGGCAAUGACCGCAAACCGGAUACUGUGAGGAUAGCUUGGGUGGCUGGCUGGUUCCGGUGCAUGUAUCGAUCUCUCGAGCAAGAAAGAAAUACCAGUCAAGAAAUGCUAGAUCUUAUUGGUUCUCUUGACAUGAUCCCCCUAAUGGAUGGAUCUUUCGUGAACGUGAAGGAAGAUUCCAUUUUCCUUCCGCUGUUGAGGAAAAAGACAUCCGAGCGAGCUGUGCCAGAGAAAAACAAAGGUUUUAUGCAUCAGGAGAAAACUUUCUUAUCUGUGCUUGCGAAAGACGUGACCACGGUACACCCAUCGCUGUUAUCCUCACUAGAUGAUAUCGGUCGUUCUCAAGUCGAAGAGCUUCUAAGGCGUCUAGGAGUGAAGAUGUGGACUCCCAAAGAAGUUGUCAACAAUCACAUUAUCCCUGUGUUCAAGUCAAAGAAGUGGAAGUGCAAGUCUACUGAAGUAUUAAGAAGCUACCUGGCGUACAUUUUGGAAGAGCGCCUGGACGACCCUUCUGUGUGUGAUAUGGAUGAAUUGAGAUCCUGCGUACGGAUUUUAACGAACAAGGGUACUCUGAACCCUAAAUCAACGCCGAUUCAUUUAACCCCGAAAUAUGGGAGCACAAUUGACCUCGCUCGGCAGUUACCCAGUAUCUCGUGGACAAUCAUUGACGAAUCUUACUUGGACUAUUGUAUUACAUCGAGGGUUCGCACCAGGGAUUGGAAAGCUUUUGUUGACGACCUUGGCUUAAAACAGUUUCUUGCCAUUGAAAAGAAGCAAGUAAAACUACAUAGAAAACACAUGGCUCGCUCUCCAUGGGAGUCGUAUGAGCAAAUUUGGCAGAUAACUCCAGAUGAUCUUUUCAUCAUUGACGACUGGUCGUGUGAAGAAUUUGAGGAAUUUCUCAGUAAGACUACCUCCCCCGACGCCAAACAACUGGUCAGCAGCGACGAGUCAACAUUCUUGGCUCAGUGUAUUGAUGAACGUUGGGAUCACACGUACGCACAGUUUGCUGAGGGCUCUGUACAAGUCAAAGAUAUAAAUGGCCAUGUACUAGGAGAGACUAAAUCUUCAUUUUACCUCAAUCUCGUCUCGAAACCAUGGGUGCCCUCAAAUGUCGGAGGAACGAACCUGUAUCUUCCAAGAGACCUCUUCGCAAAGACUGACGCUCUAUAUCACCUGCUUGAGGAUCACGUGAAUUACGUUGCCGCAGAUUUAAAGAGCCCCUCGUUGGUGAGCGCUUUAGGCAUCCGACAAUCUAUUGGCGUAGAUGGGAUGAUUAGUGAGAUGAGGAAGUGGUCAGAUGGUUGCGACAAACAGACGGAUGGAAAUCGUCGAAAAUACUUCACAACUUCUUUUGCGCAUAUAAUCAGAGUUUAUUCUUUCCUCUUUGAGAAAAUGUCACAAAGUGAUGAAGAAAGGAAGAAAAUAUUUGACGCUUUUCUGAAGAACGCGCUUAUAUUCGUUCCUCGUCACGAUCGCCAUCUGAAGUUUCCUCUAAGCCGGCCAGAAUGCAAAGUAGCGGGAUCAUUUCUUUUUAAGAAAGAAGUGUGCUGGGAAGACCCGACAGAUGUAUCCCUGAAACUGUUUAAGGAGUAUGGCAAGGUUCCCACAAGACGCAUACUGAAGAGUUUCUAUGCAUGUAGUGGUCCCAAAAGUCAUCAGAGUCUUGAAAGUUUUUUCUUGGAUCAAAUACACGUGGACGUGACGCCCAAUGUGGACGAAUACAUCGAAAUGGCGACGACUGUCGCUGACGUUGCUGGUUUUCCAACUCCUUCGUCUUUGAGCGAUAUGUUAAAGAUCUUCCGAACUUUAGGAAGUAAGUGUGUUUCGCUAAGCCUUAACAGCAGCAUGCAAGAUGAAGAGGAGAUCCAUGGAAAUAUAGCCACUUUUGUGAAAAAAUCUCUGCAAGGAGAACGGAAAUGCAUCUUCCCUACAUCUGACAAAUGGGUGGCACUUUCGGAUCAGCCACUGAUAGCUGACGAUCAGACUAUGCUGAAGAUUUUUCACAAAGAAAAAUCUAUCCACUUUCUGGACCUGGGAGACUCCUUUCAACCUCAAAAGCGUGGCUCGUCUACUAGUGCACUUAAACCUCAAUUCAACAGAAACACGAUGGAGCACUUUGUUUCGUUGUUCUUGAAGAUCUGUGAAGUAAAAGCGUUAAGUGGAUGCGUAAAGAAAGAGUUGGUUCCCAUUGGUUCAGUGAAGUACCAGUGCACUUCCGUGCAGAAGUACUUUCAUCAAAACAUUCCAUACAUGCAACGUUUCCUACGCUCAAAAUACCCAUCGGCGUAUAAUAAACUGAAAAAUGAAGGCUUCGCAGAGAAACUGCUACACAUGCAGUUCGCCUCCGUUCAAAGCGUGGAAACUGUGUACUCGUUAACCACGCAUUCCAACAUUACUAGACCCCUUAAAGUAACAUCUGGCUUACAGGAAUCAGGAAUCACGUACUGUUUUUUUGUUGUGCAAGAACAUCAAGACAGUGCAGAUGUUUUAAAUGCUGAGAUGGCGAAACUGUUAUUAGGAGGAAAGAAGGAAGGCUCCUCAGAGUUAAUCAACUUUCUAGUUGCAGUGAAAACUCACAGCGGGGACAAUUUCGAAGGGUUUUUGGAGGACGUGCAAGGGUUGGAACCAUUACCGGAAGGAGAAGAACGGUGGAGUGUUCCACUUCCGGAGGAACCCGAAAAGGAUGAAAGUGAAAGAAGUACUACAUACGAAGAUGUUCCUUUCCAUGAGAAAACCCAAGCCCAAUCUAGGUCAGGUAACAAUGGUCUUCGUUCCUGGCCACCAAGAUCUUUUCGUAAUUAUGGUAAGGAGUGUAAACGUAAAGGAGAAUCCGGAAGUGACCCCAGGCUCAAGAUUUGGCCAGUGCCAGCACCUCCUGAAUCUGUAGAUAAACCUCCAAAAGCAGCACGAGUGCCAAGAAAGUCCGAGGAAAGAGAUGAAAGGAAGUCAAAGCAGGAACGACUUGCCACGGUUACUCCCAUCCCACAACACACUUCAAAGGAUUACCACCAGCCAGCUGAGACAAUGGUUGAGGGAGCAAAGGUGAAUGAAUCACAGCUGAGUGCUAUUGAGGCAGUAAACGAUUUAUUUCCCAGUGACAAGAGCCUUAUCCACAACGUGGAGCAUAUCGAACCCCCUCCGCUACAAAUGCCCAUGCCUGGAAAAAAGUCUGCAGUCACCAUCCCUGGAGAUGUAACCAGGCACACUUCUAGGGGCGUGCGUUUCUGGUUUGAUAGAGGGCCGUCUGACUUCGACGACGAAGAUCUGCCCAUUAAUGACAAAAUGAAAAGCCUACACGGAAUUCCGUUGAUGAAGAACCCUACUAACGAAGAAAUCGGUCGAUGGGGUGAACAGUAUGUUUUUGAGUUUCUUCGGGAGCAAGCGCGAUGUGAGCCCUCUGCUUCAGUGGAAAUUGUCUGGAUUAACGAAAAAGGAAACACAACUGCGCCUUACGACAUCGAGAUUCGACGAAAUGGUGUUAGAGGAGGCGACGAUCGCCACCCAGUACUAACAUAUGUUGAAGUGAAGACAACUUCCUUUGACAAAAAAGAUAUCUUUGAACUGUCGGUUCAGGAACUUCAAUUUGCGCUUGCUCACCAGGACGCUUUUCAUCUUUAUCGUGUUUUUAACGCAGGCAAACCUGAUAGCGUGCGAAUUCGUCGUCUUCAAAAUCUUGCAGAGCACAUAGAAAGGAAGGCCGUAAGACUUUGCCUUGUUAUCUGAGGAUUUUAAAUGUUGGUUGAUGGCGUUUAUGGUAACACUUAAGCAAGUUAUAACUUUAAGUUCAGUUGACUUUGUUAAUGCAUUGAACUAAUUUGAAAAGUUUUUUGGAUCGACAUUAAAAAAAAUCAGAUGCUUGUAAAUUAGCGUUGAAAGAACAAUGAUAAAUUCUCUUCGACGUA
Molecule: messenger RNA, 11616 nt
Organism: Stylophora pistillata
Lineage: Eukaryota; Metazoa; Cnidaria; Anthozoa; Scleractinia; Pocilloporidae
Source: RefSeq, a predicted model, not a curated record